This is a messenger RNA of Lodderomyces pseudojiufengensis, 660 nucleotides long. It is a transcript of the gene FGR39, whose product is annotated as Fgr39p. The transcript has a single exon. NCBI's taxonomy places the organism in Eukaryota, Fungi, Ascomycota, Pichiomycetes, Serinales, Debaryomycetaceae. The record is from RefSeq and is a predicted model, not a curated record. The coding region runs from base 1 to 660 and encodes 219 amino acids.
AUGUUAAGAUCAACAACCGGAAGGCUAACCUUGUAUAACACAGUAACACCUGCAUCUAAUAACAUACUAAGAACCACACACCACACCAAACUAAUAACCCCAUAUUUCCAUCCAAUCCGUCAAAUAUCUUUUAAUCCAUUAAAUAUAGUAAAAGCAAUCCACAAAGCAAAUGAAAUAGAUGAAAGAUUUAAAAAAUUAGAUGAAAAUACAUCAACACAAGAUAAAAUAAAACAAAUAAUAGACGCAGUAAAAGAUUCACCAGAAUUAUUAUUUCAAUUAAAUUUUUUUUUUUAUGAAUGUAAUAAAAUAAAUAUUAAUCAUGAUGAUAUAGAAUCAAGAAAAAGAUCUUUAAAAUGGUGGUAUAUCUUUGUUUUCAAGUUGGUACCUUUAAAUAAUGCAUUUUGGGAUACUUGUUAUACUUUAAAUAAAGCUCAACAUAAACAUAAAUUAAAUUUUAAAAAUUUAAAUAAUAUUGGAUUAUUAGAUCCAAAAAAUUUUCCUGAGAAUUUCAUAAAUGAAUUAGGUACUGGAAAAUAUAAUGGAAUUGAUUUUAGAAAUGUUAUAAUUUUUUCAUUUUCAAGACCAAAAUUUAAAGAAAUUAGUUUACCUAAAAAAUAUCAACAUAAAAUUAUUGAGGACACAGCCAAUUCUAAAGUUUGA